Messenger RNA from Hypomesus transpacificus, 2234 nucleotides. It is a transcript of the gene dpagt1, whose product is annotated as dolichyl-phosphate (UDP-N-acetylglucosamine) N-acetylglucosaminephosphotransferase 1 (GlcNAc-1-P transferase). Gene Ontology annotation, cellular component: membrane. The record is from RefSeq and is a predicted model, not a curated record. Gene Ontology annotation, molecular function: UDP-N-acetylglucosamine-dolichyl-phosphate N-acetylglucosaminephosphotransferase activity. Gene Ontology annotation, biological process: protein N-linked glycosylation; dolichol-linked oligosaccharide biosynthetic process. Lineage: Eukaryota; Metazoa; Chordata; Actinopteri; Osmeriformes; Osmeridae. Bases 198 to 1553 code for a protein of 451 amino acids. The transcript is spliced from 9 exons.
UUCGUGUAGAAACAAGGACAAGUCGCCUAUAUACGCAGCGAGUAUGCACUUAACUUGGUAGUUACAGUAUAUGGAUUAUCGUUAGCCAUGAGUUAUAGACGCAUAUUACUUACGACACAAUUGGUGACAUAUGUAGCGGCAUGUUUAUACGGCUCGGUAUGCUUUGUUCUAUGCCGCCCUACUAGUGUAGUCUACGAAUGUUCGUUGGCCUAGGCUAUACAAUUGUUGCAAGGUUUAUGUUAGCUUGCUGUAUUCUUCAGGCAUUAGUCGUCUACCCUACCCUAUAUAUCAGAUUGCCGUCGAACUUAAAGUGUAAUAUUACCUUGUUCACAAUGUCACCGAUUCCAGUCCUCCCAAUUGUCAUCAACUGUUGUAUGUCUGCACUUGGGUGCAUGGCCACAAUCAAACUCAUUCCAGCCUUCAAAGAUCAUUUCAUCGCAGCAAGGUUGUAUGGUAUGGACCUGAACAAAACUUCUAAAAAGGAAAUUCCCGAGUCUCAAGGCGUCAUCAGUGGGACGGUGUUCCUCAUCAUCCUGUUCUGUUUCAUCCCGGUGCCUUUCCUCAGCUGCUUUGUGGGAGAGCAGUGUAUGGGCUUCCCACACGAUGAGUUUGUCCAGCUGAUUGGUGCCCUGCUGGCCAUCUGUUGUAUGAUUUUCCUGGGCUUUGCUGAUGACGUACUGAACCUGCGCUGGAGGCAUAAGCUCCUGCUCCCCACCAUGGCCUCCCUGCCUCUGCUCAUGGUCUACUUCACCAACUUUGGCAACACGGUCAUCGUGGUGCCCAAGCCCUUCAGAGUCCUGCUGGGGAUGCACUUGGAUCUGGGGAUUCUUUACUACGUCUACAUGGGAAUGCUGGCAGUGUUCUGUACGAACGCUAUCAACAUCCUGGCGGGUAUCAACGGUAUCGAGUCAGGACAGGCCCUCUUCAUCUCCGGCUCCAUCAUCAUUUUCAACCUGCUGGAGCUGGGCGGAGACUACCAGGACGACCAUGUAUUCUCCUUGUACUUCAUGCUACCAUUCUUCUUCACCACUUUGGCACUUUUCUACCAUAAUUGGUACCCCUCGUCUGUGUUUGUGGGUGACACGUUCUGCUACUUCGCUGGGAUGACGUUUGCUGUGGUGGGCAUCCUGGGCCAUUUCAGCAAAACCAUGCUGCUCUUCUUCAUCCCUCAGGUGGUCAACUUUGUCUACUCACUGCCACAGCUUUUCCACAUCGUCCCCUGCCCCAGACACCGUCUCCCCAGACUAAACCCAGACACGGGAAAAUUAGGAAUGAGCUACUCCAAAUUCAAAAGGAAGGACCUUUCCAAAUUAGGAGACCUAAUACUAAAGGUGGCAGAGAUGCUACAGUUGCUGGAGGUACAGAGGGGGCAGGAAGAAGAUGACGAAUUUGUGGAGUGUAACAACAUGACUUUAAUUAAUCUAGUGCUUAAGUUUAUAGGACCUACUCAUGAGAGAAACCUCACAACCAUCAUGCUACUCAUACAGGUGUUUGGGAGUGUUGUGGCUUUUGGAAUCCGCUACCAUCUGGUGCGACUCUUCUAUGAUGUCUAGAGAGACAAGGCUGAGAGACUACAGUGAUGUCAGUACUGGAACACUCCUCUCUUAUGCUACCUGACUGAGUCUUCGAUUAUUGCUUUACCUCUCCUUUACAACUUUUGAGACUGGCCCAUUUACAACAAGACUUUAGAGGGGUUCUUUUCCCCUCUUCUUCCCAGUCAAGUAAACAGGAUGAUGGACAGAGGAUACUGCCGGGUCACUGCAGUAGAUCAAAUCAAGAAUCUGUAUCUUGAAUGAAACAUUUUGCAGUUGUGGAUGAAGCACUGAAAAGCAAUCAAACCAAUGUAAAGGAAUGAGAGGUCCAAGCCCAUCCCGUUCGAAGUCUAUAUUGAAUACAAAUACUUUUUGGCACAUGUUUCAUAGGGAGAGAUUGGGAAUAGUAGUGAAUACUAUCUGGUGUGGGAGUUAGAUACUAAGAAAGCCAAAGUAGGGUAAGUUGAAGGGAUAGGUGGAAGUUUCUUACAUUGGUGUUUUGACAUUGGUUAAUUCUUGAGAUUUAUAUGUAUGGACAUGCUCAUAUGAAAUGUAUAAAUAAUAUGUUCUCAAUACAAACGUUUUGGGAAGCUUUCUUAUGUGAAGCUCUCAUGUGAUUUGACACUGACAUUCUGCUUGGUGAAGAAAGGCAAGAAUUCUAAAACGUUAUUGUGUCUGUUGUUGGUAUGGAAUGGACAAAAU